Leishmania braziliensis MHOM/BR/75/M2904 is the source of this 1269-nucleotide messenger RNA. RefSeq names its product putative serine/threonine phosphatase. Lineage: Eukaryota; Euglenozoa; Kinetoplastea; Trypanosomatida; Trypanosomatidae. Gene Ontology annotation, molecular function: hydrolase activity. The transcript has a single exon. The coding region runs from base 1 to 1269 and encodes 422 amino acids. The record is from RefSeq and is a predicted model, not a curated record.
AUGAGAGGCAAGACAAGCCACCACGUUUUCUCCCCAGCGAAAGCGCAAUCACUCAGAUUCAGCACUGAUCAAACCUCUUCUUUCCUCCCUCUCAUCACCCGCGGCUGCGUAGAUUCGUACUCUUCUGCAGCGGCGUUUAGAAAUGGGAAAAGGACGAUAUCGCUGUGGAGGAAAUCGCCGCCUCUGUUGCUGUCCGCGGCGCUCAUCAUCGUAGCAUUGACAGUGACGCUGAGUGUUGAGGCGCGCCGCCUUGUCGCUGUUGGGGACCUCCACGGCGACUACGAGCAGAGCGUCUCCGUCUUGCGUCUUACGCGUCUCAUCGACAACCGCAACCACUGGAUCGGUGAGGAUGCGUUCCUCGUCCAGCUGGGUGACAUUCUCGAUGUUGGCCCCGAUGAUCUUCUCAUUGUCCGCCUAUUAAUGAGACUGCAGCAGGAGGCUCUAGCCAACGGGGGUGAUGUGAUUCAGCUGCUGGGCAACCACGAGCUGCGCAACUUCCGAGGCGACUACAAGGCGGUGGACGAGGCGAGCCUUGCUGCUAGUGGUGGAGCGAAGGGCCGUGACAUUCUUCUGUCCAAUGUGACAGAGCUAGGCAGAUACCUGCGUUCUCGCAGGGCGAUAUUCCACUACGGCCCGUUCCUCUUCAUGCACGGAGGCUUCUCCACGGCAACGGCCGGCAUGAUCACAAGUCUCAAGAAGAUCGAACAGUUUAACUCGGAGCUCAGCAAGGCGCUACUGAACGGCACCAUCUCACCUCUCGCGCGCAACGGUCUGGACCUGACUGAGGACGAGGUGAGCGACGUCGCCAACCCUAUCCUCGUGCGCAGCAUCUUGAAUGUCAAGUGUGGUGCGCUGAGCAAGGUGCUCGACAAAAAGUUCCCAGGCAUCCAGGCUGUCGUAGUGGGGCACGUGCCGCAUGACCCACGUGACUUCGAGGACUGGCGGCUCUGUAGGGGCAGGCUUAUCGACAUCGACUUUGGCAUGUCGCGCUGGAAGAAAGGCGACCCAGGGCACGUAGCGGCUUUGGAGAUCGAGGAAGGCACGUGGCAUGCGCAGCUUAUCGAGACGUCCACUGGAUCCAGCUCAGUCUUGGGAAGGAACGCACCCGUCGCGGAUGCCGUGAUGGUCCAUUAUCUACUGGGUUUCUUCGCACUCAUUGUGGCCGUCGCUGUCGGCGUCUUCCUUGUGGCGUACUACGUGCCGUUCCGCUCCACCCCUGCAUUGGAGCCGCUACUCGAGGCGAACGCGAUUCAUUACGGCACGGUGUAG